AUGGCGCAAAAAUGUGUGCACCAGUCUUGUGGCAAGAUGUAUAGCGAUCCUGACGAAGACUGCUUCUACCAUUCCGGCCCACCAAUCUUUCAUGAAGGACAGAAAGGUUGGAAAUGCUGCAAACCACGCGUCCUAACCUUUGACGAAUUCCUCAGUAUCGAACCAUGCACAAAAGGCAAGCACAGCACCACCGACCUGCCCCCAACCAUCGAGAAGAAGCAGGGCGAAAUGGCAGGAAGCGCGAUUCCCGCCACCAAGCCAGUUCCCCCAGCUCCUUCACGAGCACCUAUUUCUGUCCCGGAGCCUGCAGCUACCCCGCCUCCUCCCCCACCAGAGUCAGAAGAUGACGAUCCUAGCCUCGAGAUCCCAAAGGGCAAGACUUGUAGACGGAAGGCAUGUGGAUAUCAAUAUACGGGCGGUGAGAGGGGAGCAGAGAAAUGCGUUUUCCAUCCUGGGGCUCCGAUUUUUCACGAGGGUAGUAAAGGCUAUACUUGCUGCAAGCGGAGGGUUUUGGAGUUUGAUGAGUUUAUGAAGAUAGAGGGUUGCAAGACGAAGGAUAGACAUUUGUUUGUCGGCAGUGGGAAUAAGAAUAAGGGUGGUAAUGCUGGCGGGGAGGAGCUAUUAGAGACGGUUAGACAUGACUACUAUCAAACAGGCACAACCGUAACCGCGUCUUUCUUCCUUAAGAAGAUUGACAAGGACAAAGCUUUGGUUGAAUUCCGCCCUACUGAGCUCUCUCUCGACCUCCCCACAACAGACACCCCUCCUAAGCGGUACAAAGCCGUAGUGCCUCUCUUUGGUUCGAUCGAUCCAGCUGCUUCAUCAUUUAGGAUCGUGCCAACGAAACUGGAGGUUACUCUGGCGAAGACUGAUGGGAAAGGGUGGGCGAAUCUGAGGAGUGAUGAGCGGUUAACGGGUGAGAUUAUUCAGACUGGCAAAGCCGGCAGAGCAUAA
Molecule: messenger RNA, 954 nt
Organism: Lachnellula hyalina
Lineage: Eukaryota; Fungi; Ascomycota; Leotiomycetes; Helotiales; Lachnaceae
Gene: CHORD
Product: Cysteine and histidine-rich domain-containing protein
Exons: 3
Coding region: 1-954 (317 amino acids)
Source: RefSeq, a predicted model, not a curated record